AUGGCUCCUGGGAAAAGCCACAAAUACACUCAAAACAACAACCGUCAGGAAGUUAGUCAGUUCUUGGUGAAUCGUCCGAAUCCUCGGAACCAGAAUCUUGGUCAGCAAGAUCUCGAGUCAACAAACUAUGCUCAGCAGCAGAACUCAGCUCCACAGAGCCAUGCUCAAAAGGUUUCUCGUCAACAAAAUGAUGUGAAUCAGAAUACCAAUCAGCAAAAGGCGUCAGCACAGAGCUCGCAGCUUCAACAGAGAAAGCGUCCCCAAAAGGCUCGCCAGCAGAACCAUCAGCAGCCGAACCCUCUUCGAAACGAUUCCUCGAGCCAGCAGCAUCCAUCACAGAAUCAUCAACACCAGGCUGCCCGUCCACGAGGCAAUCAACAGGAUUUUGUUCCAAAAUCUAAUGAGGACAAUCAUCAACCAAAUGCUCUUUCUGAGGGUUCAGACGAGCAAAACGUCACCGCUUUAUGGUUUCAAGGUCAUCAAAAUCCUGCACCACAGAGCUCUCAUCAGCGCGACUCAUAUCAAGGGCAGCGCUGUCCGCAAAAGCCCAGUCAGACAAAUCACCAUGGAUCAAAUCGUCGCCAAAAUGCCUUCAUUCUGCCAAAGAACCCUGCCAGACAGAGCUCUGAUCACCAAAAGCCCCGUAGCAUCUCGAACACCCACUCCAAAGACGGCGUUCAGCAGAAACGAGAAGAUGACAUGCAACAAACUCCACGAUUGACUGCCUUGCAAAAAAUUCGAGACUACACCAAAGAAUGGAUCCCAAAUCCACAUCACCGCCGUCAGCCAUUCGUAAAGUUGCCUCGAGAUUUGGCAUUGGAGAUCAUGGAUCACCUCGGCCCAGUCGACAAGGCAUCGUUUGCUCUUACUACAAAGUCUAUGUGGGAAUAG
Talaromyces marneffei is the source of this 891-nucleotide messenger RNA. RefSeq lists its product as uncharacterized. The transcript has a single exon. NCBI's taxonomy places the organism in Eukaryota, Fungi, Ascomycota, Eurotiomycetes, Eurotiales, Trichocomaceae. Gene Ontology annotation, molecular function: protein binding. Bases 1 to 891 code for a protein of 296 amino acids. The record is from RefSeq and is a predicted model, not a curated record.